Molecule: messenger RNA, 1220 nt
Organism: Brienomyrus brachyistius
Lineage: Eukaryota; Metazoa; Chordata; Actinopteri; Osteoglossiformes; Mormyridae
Product: lens fiber major intrinsic protein-like
Exons: 4
Coding region: 215-1006 (263 amino acids)
Biological process (GO): transmembrane transport
Cellular component (GO): plasma membrane
Molecular function (GO): water channel activity
Source: RefSeq, a predicted model, not a curated record
UUGGAUUUUUCUCUUUUGAAUUUUUUCUUCAGAUUUUUUGUGCAUUUUCAAAAACUUUUUGUCAAUCUAGGUCAUCUCGCCAACUUUCAGGAGAAUUAAUAAUUUCCUGUCCCCCUCCCCUACUUGUUUGUUCAGUACCUUCUUGCUCCAGCCUCCUUGUCUACAUCUCCUCCCUUGGGUUUUUUUUUGGAGUUACUCCUGAAACUUGGCGAGAAUGUGGGAGUUCCGCUCGAUGUCCUUCUGGAGGGCGGUCUUCGCCGAAUUCUUCGGCACCAUGUUCUUCGUGUUCAUCGGCAUGGGUGCGGCAACACGCUUCGCCAGCGGGCCGCACUACGUGCUGAGCGUGGCCUUCUGCUUCGGCCUGGCGGGGGCCACCAUCAUCCAGUCCAUCGGACACAUCAGCGGGGGCCACAUCAACCCCGCUGUCACCUUCGCCCACCUGGUCAGCUCGCAGAUGUCCCUCUUCCGCGCCUUCUUCUACGUCGCCGCUCAGAUGACUGGGGCCGUGGUGGGUGCGGCGGUGCUGUACGGGGUCACACCGGGCACCAUGCGGGGCAGUCUGGCCCUCAAUAAGUUGCAGCCGGGCAUCAGCCUGGGCAUGGCCACCACAGUGGAGGCGUUCCUCACGCUGCAGCUGGUGGUUUGCAUCUUCGCCGUCACCGAUGACCGCCGCAAUGGCCGCCUCGGGUCUGCAGCGCUCGCCAUCGGAUUCUCCAUCACCGUCGGUCACCUGAUGGGGAUGUACUACACUGGCGCUGGUAUGAACCCCGCACGCUCCUUUGCACCUGCCAUCCUCAUCAGGAACUUCAUCAACCACUGGGUGUACUGGGUAGGCCCUAUGAUCGGGGGUGCCAUGGGGGCGCUGCUCUACGACUUCAUGCUCUUCCCCAGGAUGCGGGGGCUGUCUGAAAGACUGGCCGUCCUGAAAGGCAGUCGCCCCCCAGAGGCCGAGGGCCAGGACGACACGCAGGGGGGGCCCAUCGAGCUGAAGACUCAAGCCCUAUAGACUGGAAGGACAGUUUCGCCAUGAUAACCCCCCCCCCCCCCAAUCCUACCACCUGCAAACACAUUCGUUUAAUACCACCCGCUAACUUUGGACAUGCAUAUUUACCCCGCAUAAAAACACAUGUAGCUCCGCCCCCAGCUCUCUGUGUCUAUGCCCUGCCCAUACAUCUCACUGCCAAAUCAGAACCGGACACUGUAGUAGGACCAACUAACGA